Messenger RNA from Humulus lupulus (European hop), 2197 nucleotides. Its product is annotated as protein WHAT'S THIS FACTOR 9, mitochondrial. Lineage: Eukaryota; Viridiplantae; Streptophyta; Magnoliopsida; Rosales; Cannabaceae. The record is from RefSeq and is a predicted model, not a curated record. Gene Ontology annotation, molecular function: RNA binding. The transcript is spliced from 2 exons. Bases 723 to 1994 code for a protein of 423 amino acids.
AGUGUUAUGCAAUAAUAUCCAAUAUGAAACUAUACAAUAGCCAGAAUCUCAAGUUGUUAAUUAGUGACUCUUUGUUUUUGUGAUUGGUUUCGAAUCCAAAAACGAUUUCACCAUUUCAAAAACAUUGGAGCCCAUUAUAAAACUUGAUUAGUGAACUAUUUUCAAAAACAAAAUUCUAAAAUUUGCCUACAAUUGGAAACAGCAAAAGAUCGUUCAUGGCAAACAAACAUUUCACGUAUGCUUUGGGAAUGUGAAGUGCCCUUGUUGUUCGACGCUCGUUCACUGCCUCUCUUACUGCUCAUCUGUCCGGCGACGACGUUGAUUCAGGGAGAUGAAUAUAGGAUUGUUGCAGUAACGUUACCAUGUUGUAUCAUUGAUAAGCUUCCAUAGAUUCAGUAUCAUGAACCAGCAGAUGCUAGACACAUGUUUCCCCUUGCCAAGGAAAUGAGUGAAGCUGUAAUGAAGUUGUUUUUGAUUGGAGAGAAGUAGGUGGUUGCUUUUGACGUAUAUUAUUCUCCAUUUUGGUCUUUGUCGAAAUAACAUCAGACUCAAGGAACCAUAGUUGAUAAACUUAUAGCUUUGAAGUUAGUCUUUAUGCAUUUGGAGUUAUUAAUAAUUCUCUUCUUUCAUUUUUCUUAUUACUGAAACUUGUGACAUCAGAAAAGUGUGCAGAGCUUAUAAAUCAACAUGUAACUAAGCCUUACAAGCACUUGUUUCAAAUAAUGAUCAUCACCAACUCUGGUUUCAGAACCACCCUAAAAAGGGUUCUUUCCCACUCUGAAAAAUCAAUCUUUUCUGUUCUCUAUCAACCUCAUAAUCUUCCUUGCAAAUACACCCAGCACUCCAAUUAUGUCGAUGUGUAUAUGAAAUGGAAGAAGGACCAUUACUACGACAAAAUUGAUCAUAUUCACAAGUCCAAAGUUCUUAAACCUAUUGUUUCGCUCAAGAACUGUAUUGCCGAAGACCCUAAUGGUUGCAUCCCGAUCUCAGUUGUGUCCAAAAAAGGAGUCGAGUUAGAGGUGCCCAUGAAGGUUGCAAGGUUUUUGAGGCGAUACCCUUCAAUCUUUGAAGAGUUUACUGGCCCUCAGUACAAUCUUCCUUGGUUCAAGCUGACCCCUGAAGCUGCUGAGAUUGACAGAGAGGAGAGAAGGGUUUAUGAGGACUGUAGGAAGGAGUUGAGGGAGAGGUUGAAGAGACUGAUAUUGAUGAGUACAGGGAAGGUUUUGCCUUUGAAGAUAAUUCAGGGAAUGCAGUGGUAUUUGGGUCUGCCUGAUGAUUUUCUAAGAAACCCGGAAAAGAAUCUCGAUGAGACUUUCAGGUUUGUGGAAAUGGAAGAUGGGUUGAAGGGUUUGGCUGUUGAUAAUGGGGAGAAGGUCUUGUCUGCUGUUCAGAGUUUUGCAAUGAAACAAGGGGUUUAUUCUGGAGGUUCAAUGGAGCCAAUUGAGUUUCGGCUUUUCCCUUCUAAAGGGUUGAGGUUAAAGGUGAAGAUUAAGGGUUGGUUAAAUGAGUUUCAAAAGCUUCCCUAUGUGUCACCUUAUGACGACUUCUCACAUUUGGCUCCAGAUAGUGACAUUGCCGAAAAACGACUGGUGGGGUUACUCCAUGAGUUGCUUAGUCUCUUUGUUGAACAUUCAGCUGAGAGGAGGAAGAUUUUGUGUCUCAAGAAACAUAUGGGGUUGCCUCAAAAAAUGCACAAAGCAUUUGAAAGGCAUCCUCAUAUGUUUUACUUAUCAUUGAGGAACAAGACUUGUACAGCAAUCCUUAAAGAGGCUUACUGUGACCCUUCUGCUAUUGAGAGACAUCCAAUACUGAGGAUUAGAAAAAGGUACAUAAACUUGAUGCAGGAAUCUGAUGUGAUCUUGAAGAAAAGGAGGUUGAGUAAUCGGUUGGAUGAUGGCCCGAAUAUGGAUUUGGAUUUAGAUUCUACAGAUGAAGAUAUAGAAGAGAAGGAAGAGUGCCCUUUGCAAUGUUCUCAUUAUACAGAAACUACUUGAAAAUACACUGCUGAAACCUUAACUGAUUGAUUUUACAGUUGAGAUUAUGAUGACCAAUCGAGGUGGAAGGAAGUUAUGUAUUGACCAUACUUUUUGAUCUCAAGGUACUCUCUUUGAUUGGUUUGAUGUCUUCAUGACUUGUUGUAGUCAAAGAUGUACUGAUAAUUUAAAUGUGGUGCGAAGAAAGUUUGUUAUUGUCAUCA